CACUUCAGCAUCCAGAGUCUAUGAUCAACAGCUUUCAUCAUGGAAGAUCCAGUGUCUGAAAUCCCCAACGUUAUUCGGCUUCUGACCCAUUCGCCCCCCUCAGAACAGGAGAAAACGGUCGAGCAAUUCUUCACCACCAAUGCAGCCUUUACACACCCCUUCUGUCGAGUCUGUAGCUUCCCCGGAAGCCGAUGGUUCCUCCUCAAGAUCUUCCAGUGGUAUAAGAUCAUGUCACCGCGUAUCGAGACAGACAUCCACUCUAUCGCAUUCGACGAGCAGAAUCUCAAGUUAUACGUCACACUCUCCCAGAUCUUCUCGAUAUGGAUCGUUCCCUUCCACGUCAGCCCCGUCACACUGACCACCGUCUUGACUCUGACGACUGGGCAGGAUGGAGCCUCUCAGUCCCUGCCAAACGGAGAGAAACGACUCUACUACAUUGCUCGACAAGAUGAUCUAUACAGUACUUCCGAGUGGAUCAAGUUCCUUAUUCCACACAUCGGCCAUUGGCUCGUGAUGAUCGGACAGCUCUUUGCCACCAUCUUUUGUGUGAUGGGCGUGUUUGUCUUAUAUCCGGUGAUGUGGUUAGAGGAGAAGAAGGUGAUUCCCGAUCGGUUCCUCAAGAAAGGGAACCUCGUAUACAAUAUUGAGCGGAAAAUCCCAGAGAUGAAAAAGGGGAAAUAAUUACCAAUUCAUGAUUGACAAUUGAUUAUUUGCUGC
Messenger RNA from Penicilliopsis zonata CBS 506.65, 717 nucleotides. RefSeq lists its product as hypothetical. The transcript has 3 exons. NCBI's taxonomy places the organism in Eukaryota, Fungi, Ascomycota, Eurotiomycetes, Eurotiales, Aspergillaceae. Bases 40 to 681 code for a protein of 213 amino acids. The record is from RefSeq and is a predicted model, not a curated record.